Helicoverpa armigera (cotton bollworm) is the source of this 3191-nucleotide messenger RNA. RefSeq lists its product as uncharacterized. The coding region runs from base 463 to 1413 and encodes 316 amino acids. The transcript is spliced from 4 exons. NCBI's taxonomy places the organism in Eukaryota, Metazoa, Arthropoda, Insecta, Lepidoptera, Noctuidae. The record is from RefSeq and is a predicted model, not a curated record.
UCUGAAGUCCGUAACAUGUUAAUCGUAAAAAUACGCAAUAUUAUAAUAACAUUUGAUCGCAAUAACAUACGAGUAUUUCAAUCGUUUAUCCAUAAAACUGUUUUCAUUUGAAAUUCUUCAGAUGAAGCUAUGCUUCAGUGACGUAAUGACAUCCCUUUGAGCGUAUGCAAACAAUAGGUGGAAAUAGAAUAAUAGCGUAUUCUUUGACAUCAUUGGAUGUGAAUGAAAACAUUGUUCUAAAUGUAUGUGGCCAGUUGUAUUUCCGAACCAGUCAGCACACACACUGCGCGCGCGCUGAACCGAGACAAUACCGUUUGUCUUCAAAUAGUGUUUAAUAAAAGUGAAAGAAAACUUGUUUUUUAACAACAAAUAAUUACUUGCAAACAGUUUAAUUUUAUCAAAGUGUUCAACAGAAGAAUUAAAUAAGUGUUUGUUCUGGAUAUCAAUACAGCCUGUUCCAACAUGAUGACUACUUACAAGGUUUUAACAAUAAUCACAUUUUCAUUACUUACGGUAUGUGCAACGAAUAAGAAAAUGCUAAAGCCUAAACAGGAACGAGGUGAACCAAGAUUUAUUAGACACGAUAUUCCUAUGAACUUUAAACGAGGCCAUAAUUAUCCCAGUACUGUUAGUCCGAUAGAACCGGCAGAACUUGUAGCGAGCCCUUACCAGAAUCUGCAGUAUGCACCUCUUCAUGGACGAAUCAGUCAUAGAAAUAAAAAUGCAGCAGCGGAAUAUACAAAAGUUACGCCUACUCUGAGUGCCGUACCCUUGGGACCAACUGAACCAUUUCAAUCAAACGUCAGAAGUUCGUAUGCUAAGGCCCAUUUGGAGCCACGUAUUGUAUCAGGUCAACUUUCGGAUACAAUGAAAUGCUACAAUCCAGGAUAUAAUAUGGAUAUAUUUUCUUCUGUCAGCCGAAGUCCAGGCCACAAUGCUGUAUAUAGAGACUUGACAGGAAUAAUUCCAAGCGACAAAUUCAAGGAGGACUAUCUGAUACCCAAACCUUUCGGAUACCCAAAUGCUUAUCCUUUGACUACGACAAUGAUGCCUUUUGAUCUUCCUGAGACUGUGGCCAAGCCCUUCAGUAUACCCAGCCAGCAUUACGUUCUAAAUCCAAAUAUAUUGGAUACAGGGUCAGAAGUAGAAAAAAUAAAGCGUCAAUAUUCACCGUUCGCAAAGCUCCACAGAUUACACCUUAACAUUGCCAGAGUGUACAGUCCUGGACAAACGCCUCCCAAGUCUCCAGCGUUUGCCGACACUUACUCACUUAACUUUGGCAGACUACCGGUCCAUUCACAAGCAUACAUCCCACCAGUUUUUCAAGCUUUACCAGUUCAAAAAACUUUGCUAUUCCCAAUCAAGAACAACCAAAAAAUCUUUCAUGUCCGAAUGGCAGAAAACAUUCCAUAGAUAAGAUUUUAAAUUAUGUAUAAUACGAGUAUCUGUUACUUAUAUAUUAUAAGUUACUGUUAUUUAUUUAUAUAAUUAUAUCGAUCAUCAUUGCUGAUGAAAGCUGAGAUAUGUUUGGUGAUCAUUAGAAUUGCCGAAUCGAUAUUUUAAUUUAGCCUGCCAGGCCACAUUUCCAGCCUAAAAAAAUAGUUUAGUAUAUCGUACGAUUUAUUUAUUUGCAUUAAAACGACAGACACUACAACAAAGUUGUGAUUUAAUAUUUUUAUACAUCGUUUGUACAAAGUUUAAUAAGUAGAUAUUUUUUUAAUAUUACUUUUUAUUUAAAGGACCUUUUGUAUUUCAUUUUACAUAUUUUUUGUGAUGACUAAUUAUAUGAGUUUAGAUUCGGCUUUAGAUUCGGUUUCUAUCAUCGACUGAUGACCGACGUCAUUUGAUGAUGCAAACCUGUAUUGUUGGCUGGAGUUUGAUUAUUGUCAACUAAUGUGAUUGAUGUUGAUACUUGUGAUGAACAAACAUCUAUUGGAAUCGUGCGCGCCAAAUGAACAGUGAAAUCUUGGGAAACCUCGCUAACUGGUAGAAACUCACAACCUCACAUCAACCUAUUGCGAUUGGAGAUUGAAAUUUGAAAUAACUUAAUGCCAAAUCUCAAUCUCAGACAUCAAAUCAACAGAUAGAAUAUUGGGUACACUCUUAAUUCGAAUGAUGUCAGAUUCAACGUUGGCUUACGGUUGCCGAUUUAUGUAUUUAGAUGUAUGUUGAAAUCCCGGGUCGGGCCGAAAUCGCUUUGUGGGUUUUCUAAAACUUUCACAAAGCAUCCCUUAGUUGGAAGUUGGUGAUUGAUUCACCCGUGCAUCGGAAAGCACGUUAAUGUCGGUCCUGUGCCUGAUCUCUCUCCGGUCCCAUGGACCAAAGGAAUAGUGAGUGCACUUGUGUCUGCGCAAAUGCUCGUGCACUAUCAUUUGUCCUGCGCAGCUGGCUGAUCUCCUUAUAUGAGAACAGCCGCCGUGGUCGAAAUCGACCGUGGACGCCAUUAUUAUGUUGAAAUACAUGUAAAACCAUUUCUAAGGCGCGUUCCGCUGCGAUAGAUGUGCGUUCGCCAUUACUCCUUGUUUGUAAAUAGGGUAAUAAUAUUUCUUUUCUGCACAGAAAUGGGUAUGUAAAUAAUUAAAGUGGAUUGGGAGGGUGUAUAGUUUAUAAUUGAAAUAUGAAAAUAUUAUACAGAACAGUAUUCUGAUGUCAGUUUAAUAUUUUCUGUUAAGCAGUGGAGUUAUCUAGUAAAUAUUUUAUGAACUUGGCUAGACAAUAAUAGUGUACUUAAUUACUUUUAGUAUGUAAGGAAUCAGAUAUUUUAAGAUAAUAAUUUAUGGGUUUGUAAAUAAGUCACCUUAAAUAGUUUUUUUAAGAAAUUUCCAAAUAUAUUUUUUAUGCACAUUGACUCAAAACACACGUACUAAGUUACUGUGUUUUCUGAUUCAUGCUUUAAUAAUUGAAUUGCGUUGUUGCUUUUUAAAGAUUGGGUUAAAGUUUUGUUAUGUUUUACGAGUACCAAAAUAAUAACCAACCAAAAAGAAUACAUGUUGUUUUACAUUGUAAUCGGUAUAAUUAAAUUUCUUUAAAGGUACGUUUCGCUCUUCUUAAAUAUUCCUCAAAAGUCAUGAAGUACGAUGAGGCUGUUUCACUGAGACACAGCGCUUGUUGCUGCUAAACAAUUGAGUAUCAAAACAAAAAUAUCUAAACAAGAGUAAGAACAAUAGCUGCACAGAUAAAAUUACAAUGCC